Molecule: messenger RNA, 1590 nt
Organism: Symbiodinium natans
Lineage: Eukaryota; Dinophyceae; Suessiales; Symbiodiniaceae
Source: the annotation of a GenBank genome assembly
AUGUACCUUCUGUCCUUCAUUGGCGUCGUCGAUCUGCUCUCGCUGUCCGCAUUUAUCAUCACAUUGACACCUGCAAUGCACGAUUCUGGGCUUCAUCCGAACUACGACUCGACGCGUGCCAAAGAUGUCUGGAGGGAUCUAAUUCUUCCCUUGCGCCUCAUGCGGCUGAUGAUGUUAGAGUCUUGGACGCCGGCAAUCCAGUCACUGUGCGAUGUAAUUUGGAUGCAGGCAUCGGCCCUUCGAAAGGCUUGCUAUGCGCUGGUGUGUGUCUGGUACAUGUUCACUGUCAGCCUCUAUGUUUUGGAGAAGGACUCCGAAGACGACGAGAUCAGUGCUCGCUUUCACAAUGUUCUUGUGGGCCUUCCGCAUGGCCUGAUACACCUGACUGGCGACUAUCCCUGCACCAACUACAGCAGUCUUUCAAUGCCCUUCCACCUGGUCUUUCUCAUACUCGGAAUGUGCUGCACCGGCACCUUUACCGGCAUCUUUGCGGGUGGCUUCGUGGAAUACCUGGGCGCGCAGCGCGAUUUGGAACGCCGCCAGGCCGCUGAGGAGCGCGUGCAGAUCAUGGUCUCCGCAGUAUCUGUCCUCCAGCGACGAUUCCGAGUGCGGCAGAAGCAGCGGCGUGACGUCUCCAGCGCAGAGCUGCCACGCUACAACCAGGUGACCAUCCAGAAGGCUGCACAGCGUCUGCUGAGGCGUCAGACCAGCCUUGGUCGGGUCUUCAUGGGCUUGGCCCAAGCUGCCCUCAUUAUCAACAUCCUAAAUACAAUGUUGGAAUCCAUUCCGGAAGUGGAAGCGCUAGGGCCAGAAGCACGCAGAUCCUUGACCCUAGUAGAAGUGGUCACAGGGCUCAUUUUCGCCAUCGAGUUCUUCUUUCAUUUCCUAGCAAACCCCCUCGGCCUUUUCACAACUCCGAUGCGGAUGAUCGACUUUGUGUGUCUGGUGCCGACGAUUAUGAGGAUCAAGUUCGAGCUCGAGAGCACCGAAACUCAGAACGGCUCACCAGGAAUGGAGGCGUUCAUCGAGAGCAUCGCCGCCUGUCGAAUCAUACGGGUGCUUGACUGGCCAGGCAUUGCAAGAGAGGUGAAGGCCGUGAAGUCCACGCUGCGAUCGGCGCUUCCCAGCCUCGCCAUGCCCGCCGUGAUCUCCUUGGAGCUCUGGGUGCUGACGGCAGGCAUCUUCGUCUGGCUGGAAAACAUGUUCACGGCUGAGGGAGACGAGUCGGAAGACUCGGUCCCUUCAGACCAGGAGCAUAUGGGCUCCAUCCCCGACGCGCUGUACUGGUGCAGCAUAUACCUGCUUGGUGAAUGGGCCAAUGAUGAGUUUACCGAUGGAGCUGGCAGCCGCAUGUGCAUUUUCUACUGUCUCUGCGGGGUAGCACUUUUCUCCAUUCCGGUGGGAAUCAUGGUAGAAGCUGGCCAGUCAACGCUGCUGAAGAUUGCGGAUGAGCGCCGUGAGUUGGAGGAGUUCCGCCAGGCGGCCCGGGGCCGGGCUCCCGUGGCUCCCGAGAAGAGGCCAAAGAGCUUGCCCGAGCCCGUCAAGGACGUGCCUGCCGAGGAGGCAGAACCAAGGAAGGUCGUCGACUGA